Molecule: messenger RNA, 6102 nt
Organism: Neocloeon triangulifer
Lineage: Eukaryota; Metazoa; Arthropoda; Insecta; Ephemeroptera; Baetidae
Gene: Tomosyn
Product: syntaxin-binding protein 5
Exons: 22
Coding region: 178-4023 (1281 amino acids)
Biological process (GO): regulation of protein secretion; regulation of exocytosis
Cellular component (GO): cytoplasm; SNARE complex; plasma membrane
Molecular function (GO): myosin II binding; syntaxin binding; GTPase activator activity
Source: RefSeq, a predicted model, not a curated record
UGUGCGAGUGGCAGCAGAGGUCCCGGGCGUCGGGUGCUGCCACCUGUGGCGAGGAGGGCGGCCAGCUGAGGGUUGCUCAUUGGUAUUGAUCUGGGGGUGAGGAGCGAGCAAGCAAAGUUCCGCAUCCAUCCGACGAACGUACGGACGGACCCAGCCAGCGAUGAGCACCAUCCAGCAAUGAAGAAGUUCACCUUCAAGGGGGUGCUCGACGGCUUCCGCUCGUCGGCGCCGCAGCCGCCGCGCGUCGACCAGGAGAUCGUUGAGACCCUUCGGCCCGACCACUUCACCGUCGCCAAGACUUUCCGCCAUGGAUUCCCCUUUCAGCCGACGGCGGUGGCUUUCGACCCAAUCCAGCAUUUGCUGGCCCUCGGCACUAAGUCAGGAUCCCUUCGGCUGCUGGGUCGGCCAGGAGUGGACUCGCACAUGCAGCACGAGACAGACGCAGCGGUCAUCCAGAUCCAGUUCCUAACGAAUGAAGGUGCUCUGGUCACCGCCACCGCAGACGACUCCAUCCACCUCUGGAACUUCCGCCAAAAGAAGCCCGAGGUGGUGCACAGUCUGAAAUUCCAGAGGGAAAAGAUAACAUUCAUACACUUGCCGCUGCAAAGCAAAUGGCUCUACGUGGGCACCGAUAAAGGAAACAUCCAUGUAGUCAACAUUGAGAAUUUUCAACUCUCUGGCUAUGUGAUUAACUGGAACAAAGCAAUAGACCCCACCCGAAAGACGCACCCUGGCCCCGUUGUGCACCUUAGCGACAACCCUGCCGACUCUUCAAAGCUUUUGAUCGGAUUUGCCAGUGGUCAAUUGGUGGUGUGGGACUUGAAAUCUCGAGUUGCUGAAAUGAGGUGGCAGGCUUCUGAAGGCCUUCUGAGCGUUGCCUGGCACCACGAAGGGAAGCAGUUUGUUUGCUCUCACUCCGACGGUUCCCUUUCCACUUGGCAGGCCAGACAACAGACGUUCAAACCAUUGUCGAUUUCAACGCCGCAUGCGAAGCCAAAUAAAGAAGGUAAAAUGGAUCCCUGUAAGCCCAUCCAGAAGGUUGAGUGGAAAAGCCUUCGUGCUACUGGUGAGGCCUAUUUGAUAUUUAGUGGUGGUUUGCCUCAUGACACUGCAGGUAGAGCACCUAGUAUUACAGUUAUUCAUGGCAAGACGACUACAGUUCUCGAAAUGGAACACAAUGUUGUCGAUUUCAUUACUCUUUGCGAAAGUCCUUGGGUUAGUGACUUUCAAGACCCAUACGCUAUUGUAGUUCUUCUACAGAAUGACUUAGUGGUCAUUGACCUGCUAACCCCUGGGUUUCCUUGCUUCGAAAACCCUUACCCUAUGGACAUUCAUGAGAGUCCAGUGACCUGCUGCACAUAUUUUGCCGAUUGCCCGUCAGAUCUGAUACCGGCCUUUUACUCUGUCGGCUCAAGAGCCCAAAAGAGGACUGGCUUCAGUGAGCGCGAGUGGCCAGUAGACGGAGGAGAGUGGAAUCCCACGCCAUGCAGUUACAAUGAAAUAAUAAUCACAGGGCAUGCUGACGGAAGCAUCAAAUUUUGGGAUGCGUCGGCAGGAACCCUGCAGGUCCUGUACAAAAUGAAAACGGCAAAGGUGUUUGAAAAGCCUCGCACAAAAAGCACGGAGUGCUCAGGCAUGGAGGAAGACCCUUUUGCCGUUCAUUUAAUUUCACUGUGCCCAGAGUCGAGAAAAUUGUGCAUAGCUGGAGCAAGUAGCCAUGUAAUAAUUUUUAAAUUUCGAAAGCAAGAAGCCACGACAGAGACCUGGAAAUUGGAAAUUCCCGUCAACUAUGAACAUUUGGAAGAAGGAGGUGAAUACUCGCCAGACUAUGAGUAUCCUCCGCGGCAAAACAUAAAAGCAGAUUCUGGUGAAUCGAGAGUAAGUUUUUUAAUAUCAUUUGAGCUAUGUAAAGCUAAAAAUCGUGAUCAGGAAAUCGGUCCACUUCGAGUUAGGACCGGCAUGCAGAAAAAGCCUCCUGGCUUUCAAGCAUACCUAGUUUGCAUCUCUAUUGGGCUUCAUGGGGAACCAUCAAGUCAGAUCACUGCGCUUGGCAUUAACUCAUCAUACAGAUUGGUUGCUUAUGGAACAGAAUGCAGCAUUGUGGUAGUGGACACUGAGCAGAGGGUUUGUGUUCUCAACAUGAUGACUCCCGAUCUGUAUGGUUCAGCCGAUCCAUACCAGCGUGUGCCCCGCUCGCCAAAAAGGUUAAAUGAGACCAAUAAUGAGGAUCGAUGCCGAUCACCAACAUCUGACCAGGCCAGUUUAGAGGAGGUAAUCGCCAAGGAAGACCAGCAGCAGGAGAAAAAUCGAAGACACUCGGUUCCGUGGCGCAAGAAGAAGUUUAGUUUCCGAAAGCUCCGGCUGUCCAGUGUGAAGGCACCAAACAAGGAAAUGCUCGAUUUUGAGCAGCCGCAGUCUUCUGAAUUGAUAACAGAGCAUCCGUCUCCGAUUCCAGACGCAGAAGAGUCUGUUCCUGAGGAAGCCGAAGAAGCUCAAGAAGAAGAGUCGCCAUUGGACGAAGAGGGCGAAGCAGAAUCGCCUCCUCCCGUGGCGCCUCCUAGGUUAAAAAGGAAGGUGACUCUGCAGCGCCCGGACAGUUUACCUCUGGAUAUCACUUCAGAUAACCUGAGCAAAACUAUGCCUUCACUUGGAACACCGAUCAUGAAGGUAGUCGACCUGCGCCGUGAAGAGGAAGAGUCUAGCUGGGAAGCCGUUGGCCGAGUGAUUAAGAAAUUGAACAAACUGGACUCCUCGUUCUCGAGGUCUCGCAGCUCCUCAAUGUCAAGUCUGGAAAACAUCACUAAUGAAUCUGUGCAGUGUCUCGCCUUUGUCGACUCCUACACAAAGAAAUCGGAUUCUUCUCCUUGCCCGACCUUGUGGGUAGGCACCAGCCUAGGCUCUGUUUUAACAGUGAUGAUAGCGCAACCCUCUUCAGUGGAGGCUCGUCUGACCACACCAGUGGUUCUGCAACCUUGCGGUACCAUUUUCCGACUUAAAGGCACAAUUUUGACAAUGUCCUUUUUGGACUGCAACGGUGCGCUCAUUCCCUAUUCUUUUGAAACUUGGAAAGACGAGAAGCAGGACGCCGCCAAGGACCGCAGCAGAUGGAAAGUGCUGCAAAACUACAUAGAGACCUGUUCUGCAGAAGCCAGACCGAGCAUCUCCCCUACGACGGUAGCUUCAUCUUCGUCAGCUGCAGAGCAGUUUGGAGACCGGCAGUUUGCGGUGCUCGUUUCUGAAAAGCACGCCCGAGUGGUGGCUUUGCCCUCGCAGAAUUGCGUGUACCGCCAGCAGCUGGCCGACACCAACUUCGUUGUCAAGGCGGAAAUUAUCUCCCUGAAAGAUAGUAUAUGCCUGGUUUGCUAUUUGAGUAGCGGCCAGCUGUCCGCAUACUCGCUGCCCAGUUUGCGACCUCUCAUCUAUUUGGACUUUUUGCCGCUGGCCGACCUAAGUUUUCAGACAUCCAAACAAGGCAUACAAGGCAUAGUAGACCCAAUGUUGUCUAUUUGGGGCCAACAGAUGUUUGUAAACGAAGACACAGAUCAGAUAGCGCGCACCUUUUGCUUCAGCAAUCGAGGGCAUGGCCUUUACCUGUGUUCACCAACGGAGAUGCAGAAAUUCACUGUCUCUGCAGAAUUUUGUCAAAGUCUGAACGAGAUGGUCGGUGAACUAUUUCUCACCAGGGAAAUGCCUGAGCCCCCAAAGGAGAGCUUCUUUAGAGGCCUGUUUGGGGGUGGCUCACGGCCUCUUGAUCGUGAGGAAUUAUUCGGUGAGUCGAGCGGAAAAGCGUCCCGUAGCGUGGCCAAGCACAUUCCGGGCCCGACCCUUGAAGGGUUGAACCAACGGGCGACGUCCGCCUCAUCGGAAGUGUCGAGAGCGCGCGAUUUGUUUGUGGAGCGCGGUGAGAAGCUGGGCGUGUUGGAAGAGCGGGCCGAGCGAAUGCGCAAUGAGGCUGAGUCGUUCUCGACAUCGGCGCACCAGCUAAUGCUCAAGUACAAGGACAAGAAGUGGUACCAGCUGUGAGGCGCCACCAUAGGCUGUUCAUCGGGAGGGCUGGCUCUUUGUGAUAUACGGGCAUUCGUUUUAAUCUCGCGCGGUUAGCUUUAACCGGUGGCCCAUUGCCCAUGCCCAGUCCUGGCCUGCUUGCCCUGGCCCAACUGCAAUCCGGUGCUUGACCACCUUUCAAUUCUCCUCAGGCUGCUCUCUUUUUCACUUUAAAUCUUGCCAUUGUUCAAAAACCCCAAAUAUCCGGUGCAUAUCCGCGGGAAGGACAUAAUAUAAUGACUCGUUUUUGCUUUUUGACAAGCCUUGAAGUUUUUUAUUGUCCUCGUUUUACUUUUAAAUUUCCAAAAUAUCUCUGUCGCAUUUUCUGUUAUUUGUAUGCGGCACUGACUUGUUACAAAAAAUUCAGCGGUUGAGGGAAGCAGGUCUAGCUUUGCAGGCGAUCAACUAUUUUCUUAAUCAGGGCUGCAGUAAUAGGGGCUGAGGCUGGCCACCUGCCGAGGACUGCACCCGCUAGUCAGAAUUCUCACCGUUUUAGUCGGACCUGUCUAGUCGUUGGUGUUUUGACCGCGCAUCACGGCAUGAGAGUCAAUCCUACUUCUAAAUUUUUUCACGUUACUGGGCACUGCUGAUCCAUUUAUCUUCCAUGCUUUAUGUUAUUUUAUGGUAAAAAUUAAGUUUUUAAACGAAUUUAUAAAUAAUAAGUGGUAGUGUGACUUAUUUAAUAUAUUUUAAUUUAAUGUUAUCUGUUAGUUUCAAUUUGUGCAAUGUUAUUUUUGUCUAGUGCUGGUACUUACAAAUAAAAAGCAAUAUAAACCAUUCCUUAAUCAUAAUUAUUAUGUGUGGCAAUGACAUUGUAUCGCCGCAAUAAAGUAGUGUAAUCUUAUUGCUUUCAAAGCCUUGAUUGGAAAGUUCUUUGACUCGCAACCCAGUAGCGUCAAUUUCUCUAAUGGAUGAUGCGACUAGGACAUGUAACGUAGGAUUGCCUCGUCUUAAGUGUGCGCGGUGCAUUGUAAAUAAAGAAGCCCUUUUGAAUCAUAUAGCAGGAGUGAGAGGAAGUGCAUAAAAAUGCUUUAACUUACCGAUUAGUCAUUCAUUUGAAGUUACAUUCCAGAUAGGUGAGAUUUAAAUAAUGAAACUAUUGAAAGUCUAUGCACAUUGUUACUGAUUGCAACCGCAUAAGAUAUAAUUAUUAUUACGAGAAUAGUAAUACUAUCCCUGUGUACAUAUUUUAACAAAAGCAAACUUACUUUUGUUCUGUGGACUCGGAAAAAAACGCAAGAGCUCGCCAGCCUGGGCUAAUCCCAUUAUUAUUGUAUUUCACGGAGGCCGUGUGUGACUUGAUAUUUUUUUAUUCUCAUUACAACACAUAUCUAGCUCCUGUUACCAGAAAUCACUCUCAUCAUAUAGAGUUUCCUUAGCCGACCCAUAUAAGUACUCAAUGGACGAUUAAUGUGCUAAUUCAUUUUUUCUGUCUCUGACUUGUGUUAUUCAGAAAAAUUGUAACCGUCAGAAAACGUUAAAGUCAAAAAGUUUUAUUAUAUCCUUACCAAAUUGAAAUUAAGAACGGUAACUAUAAAAAUUACCUAACAGUCCAUAACAAAGCUUUCAAUACAAAAUGAAAAAUAGUAAAGUUUUCACACAAUUCUGAUAAAAUUUGUUACAAACAUGAUUGCUAAAACGAAUCGCCUUUACUAAAGUUGGCACUAACUUGGGUCGGCUUGUUUAUUACUUGAAUUGUAUGAGCAUAAUUUUUACGUUGUCCUGUUUGCGCCCGUUCAUCAGUGAAGGGAGGUUGAUUCUUUGUUGCAAUAUUUUGAAAGAAUGACUAUAUAUCUUUAGAUUCACUGCCAGUAAUAAAAGUAAAUAACCCAGUUGCUAAACGAGUGUACGAAGUCAAGAAUGAAAAGAGACAAAAAUUUACACAAUAUAUAGGGGCAGUCGCAUAUCUGGAAGACUCACGCGUGAGGCGCAAUUUAUUGAACAAGCAAAAGUACAUUAAAGUAUAAAACUCUCACGAAAAACACAAACACUAACAUAUACGCAAAAAUAAUAGUAAUUUUGAGCAAGCAAAAAAAAAAAAAAAAUAACACGAUAAAA